Molecule: messenger RNA, 5756 nt
Organism: Malania oleifera
Lineage: Eukaryota; Viridiplantae; Streptophyta; Magnoliopsida; Santalales; Ximeniaceae
Product: E3 ubiquitin-protein ligase KEG
Exons: 16
Coding region: 375-5249 (1624 amino acids)
Biological process (GO): abscisic acid-activated signaling pathway; negative regulation of abscisic acid-activated signaling pathway; protein ubiquitination
Cellular component (GO): early endosome; trans-Golgi network
Molecular function (GO): ATP binding; protein binding; ubiquitin-protein transferase activity
Source: RefSeq, a predicted model, not a curated record
CCAUUUUCUUCUCUCCAACCAAACAAACACAGCCACGGGGUAGGCCGCCGUCCCCCACAGCCCAUAGACGGAAAGCCCCAAGAAAAAUAAUCAGCUCUCCCCUGCUGCUGCUACCCCCGCUCCCGACUUUCUCUCUCUAAAACCCUCCCCCCUGUCUUUCUCUCUCUAGAUUUCCCUGCCCUCGAUCGUCUCUCUCUCUCCUCUCCACUUCCUCCAUCAUUUCUUCUAAUUCACUCAUGGAUCUGCCAUUUCCAUCCGCCCUCCUCUUCCUGCUUCAUCUCUUUAGAUCUCUCUAAUCCAUCUCCAUUCUCUAAUUCAGCUGUUUGGUUACUGCGAUUCGGCCCGAGAGAGGGAGAAAGUGGAAGAACUAGGAGAUGAAGAUGAAGAUACCUUGUUGUUCGGUGUGCCAGACUCGGUACGACGAGGAAGAGAGGGUUCCUCUGCUGCUUCAAUGCGGCCACGGCUUCUGCAGGGAGUGUCUUUCGAGAAUGUUCACGGCCUCGCUGGACACCUCCCUUUCUUGCCCCCGCUGCCGCCACGUCUCCAUCGUCGGUAACUCCGUCCACGCUCUCCGCAAGAACUACGCCAUCCUCGCGCUCCUCCACACCUCCUCCUCGAACGACGUCGAUUUUACUGACGAUGACGACGGGGACGAGGAAGACGACGGCCGUGAGCUCAACCACUAUGAGGACGAGUCGAGGCGGCGCCGCCAGCUGUCGAGCUCCGUGUGCGGGCUGGUGAUCGAGCUCGCGGCGCACCAGGACCUGCGGCUGGUGCGGCGGAUUGGGGAGGGGAGGCCGGUGGGGGCGGAAAUGUGGGCGGCGUCUCUCGGGGGUGGGUCCAGGCAGUGCCAACACCGUGUGGCGGUGAAGAAGGUGACGCUGGGGGAUGACGCAGACUUGACUUGGGUGCAGGGCCAGCUUGAGAAUCUGAGGCGCGCUUCUAUGUGGUGUCGCAAUGUGUGUGCUUUUCACGGAGCGACGAAAAUGGAAGGAAGUCUUGGUCUAAUUAUGGAUAUGUGUUGUGGGUCUGUACAGUCUGAGAUGCAGCGAAAUGAAGGGAGGCUCACUCUUGAGCAAAUCCUGAGAUAUGGGGCAGACAUUGCGCGAGGGGUGGCUGAACUUCAUGCUGCAGGUGUUGUGUGCAUGAACCUAAAACCAUCCAAUCUUCUUUUGGAUGCAAGUGGCCGUGCAGUGGUUUCUGAUUAUGGACUCCCGGCAAUUCUGAAGAAACCCGCUUGCCGGAAAGCACGAUCCGAGUGUGAUUCGUCAAGAAUCCAUUCAUGCAUGGAUUGUACAAUGCUUAGUCCCCACUACACAGCUCCAGAGGCAUGGGAGCCGGCAAAAAAGUCCCUGAAUCUCUUCUGGGAUGAUGCUAUUGGUAUAUCUACAGAGUCAGAUGCCUGGAGUUUCGGUUGUACAUUGGUGGAAAUGUGCACUGGUUCCAUCCCAUGGGCUGGUCUAAGUGCAGAGGAAAUAUAUAGAGCUGUUGUCAAGGCUCGAAAACUGCCUCCACAGUAUGCAAGCGUAGUGGGUGUUGGAAUACCGAGGGAACUCUGGAAGAUGAUUGGUGAGUGCCUACAGUUCAAGGCAUCCAGAAGGCCAACAUUUAGUGCAAUGUUAGCAAUAUUCCUUCGCCACUUGCAAGAGAUUCCUCGCAGCCCUCCUGCUAGUCCUGAUAAUGACUUCUCCAAAUGCCCUAGUACAAACUUGACGGAACCAGCAACUACCUCCGAUUUGGAGGUUUCCCAGGAUAACUGCAACCAUCUUCAUAGGCUUGCAUCUGAAGGGGAUGUGGCUGGUGUUAGAGAUCUGCUUGCAAAGUCUGCUUCAGGAAAUGGUAGCAACUCACUAGGUUCUCUAUUAGAAGCACAAAAUGCUGAUGGGCUAACUGCUCUCCACUUGGCUUGUAGACGAGGCUGUGCAGAGCUUGUUGAGGCUAUUUUAGAGCAUGAAGAGGCAAAGGUGGAUGUCCUAGACAAAGAUGGGGAUCCUCCACUUGUUUCUGCUUUAGCAGCUGGAUCCCCAGGAUGUGUUCACUCUCUCAUUCGAAGGGGUGCUAAUGUUGGAUCUAGGUUGCAGGAAGGCUUUGGUCCUUCUGUUGCCCAUGUUUGUGCCUACCACGGCCAACCUGAUUGCAUGCGUGAGUUACUGUUGGCUGGAGCUGAUCCCAAUGCAGUGGAUGAUGAAGGUGAAUCUGUACUGCACAGAGCCUUGGCAAAGAAAUAUACUGACUGUGCUAUUGUGAUAUUGGAAAAUGGUGGCUGUAGAUCAAUGGCUCUUUUGAACUCAAAAAAUUUGACGCCUUUGCACUUGUGUGUGGCUACAUGGAAUGUGGAUGUUGUCAAAAGGUGGGUGGAAAUUGCAUCCUUGGAUGAGAUUGCUGAUGCAAUUGAUGUACCAGGUCCUGUUGGCAGCGCAUUGUGUCUGGCAGCUGCUUUAAAGAAAGAUCAUGAAAUUGAGGGGAGAGAACUUGUACGAAUGUUGCUUGCUGCUGGAGCAGAUCCAACUGCCCAGGACCCUCUGCAUGGACGUACAGCUUUGCAUAUGGCUGCUGUUGCAAAUGAUGUCGAGUUAGUCAAGAUCAUUCUCGAUGCUGGAGUUGACGUUAACAUCAGGAAUAUGCAAAAUACAAUACCUCUUCACGUAGCAUUGGCGAGAGGGGCAAAAUCGUGUGUUGGAUUGCUUUUAUCUGCUGGGGCAAAUUGUAAUUUGCAGGACGACGAAGGUAACAAUGCUUUCCAUAUAGCAGCUGAUUCAGCGAAGAUGAUACGUGAAAAUCUUCAAUGGAUCAUUGUUAUGCUUAGAUAUCCAGAUGCUGCCAUUGAAGUUAGAAACCACAGUGGUAAGACAUUGCGCGACUUCUUGGAAGCCCUUCCUCGAGAAUGGAUUUCUGAAGAGUUGAUGGAGGCACUCAUGAAUAAGGGGGCUUAUCUGUCUCCUACAAUAUAUGAAGUUGGCGAUUGGGUGAAAUUUAAGAGAAGCAUCACGGCUCCUACUUAUGGGUGGCAAGGUGCAAAACACAAGAGUGUUGGCUUUGUGCAGAGUGUCCCAGACAAGGACAAUCUCAUUGUGUCAUUUUGUUCUGGAGAGGCUCAUGUGUUGGUGGAUGAAGUGAUUAAAGUGAUUCCACUGGACAGGGGACAGCAUGUACGACUCAAACCUGAUGUCAAAGAGCCAAGAUUUGGUUGGCGUGGUCAAUCACGUGACAGCAUUGGGACUGUUUUAUGUGUUGAUGAUGAUGGCAUUCUGCGCGUUGGGUUUCCUGGAGCAUCCAGAGGAUGGAAAGCUGAUCCAGCAGAAAUGGAAAGGGUUGAGGAAUUUAAGGUUGGGGACUGGGUUCGUAUUCGUCCCACUCUUACAAUGGCAAAGCAUGGACUAGGUCCUGUAACUCCAGGUAGCAUUGGUAUUGUUUACUGCAUCCGGCCAGAUAGUAGUCUUCUGUUGGAAUUAAGCUAUCUUCCAAAUCCAUGGCAUUGUGAACCUGAGGAGGUUGAGCCUGUCGUCCCUUUCAAGAUUGGGGACUGGGUAUGUGUAAAGCGAUCUGUUGCAGAGCCUAGAUAUGCUUGGGGUGGUGAGACGCAUCAUAGUGUUGGAAGGAUAAGUGAAAUAGAAAAUGAUGGUCUCUUGAUGAUUGAAAUUCCAAAUCGGCCAAUACCAUGGCAGGCUGAUCCUUCUGACAUGGAAAAAAUUGAGGAUUUCAAGGUUGGAGAUUGGGUGAGAGUAAAAGCUUCUGUAUCAUCCCCGAAGUAUGGAUGGGAAGACAUUACACGAAACAGCAUUGGGAUAAUCCAUAGCUUGGAGGAGGAUGGGGAUGUGGGUGUUGCCUUCUGUUUCAGGAGCAAGCCUUUUCGUUGCUCUGUAACAGAUGUGGAGAAGGUGCCUCCUUUCGAAGUGGGGCAAGAGAUUCGUGUGAUGCCUUCUGUUACACAGCCACGGUUUGGAUGGUCACAUGAAACUCCGGCUACUGUUGGAAAAGUUGUGCGAAUUGACAUGGAUGGUGCUUUAAAUGUGAGGGUGGCUGGCAGACUAGACUUGUGGAAAGUUUCUCCUGGAGAUGCAGAACGGCUUUCAGGUUUUGAGGUUGGUGAUUGGGUACGUUCAAAACCAAGCCUGGGGACUAGACCAAGUUAUGACUGGAACAGUAUUGGUAAAGAAAGUUUAGCUGUUGUGCAUAGUGUACAGGAUACUGGUUAUCUGGAGUUGGCUUGCUGCUUUCGCAAAGGAAGGUGGAUUACACAUUAUACUGAUGUUGAAAAGGUUCCAUGCUUCAAAGUUGGGCAGCAUGUUCGGUUCCGACAUGGACUGGUUGAGCCCAGGUGGGGGUGGAGAGGUGCCCGCUAUGAUUCAACAGGUAUUAUAACCAGCAUCCAUGCUGAUGGAGAAGUGAGGGUGGCCUUCUUUGGUUUGCCAGGGCUGUGGAGAGGUGAUCCUGCAGAUCUUGAGGUGGAACAUUUGUUUGAAGUGGGAGAGUGGGUGAAGAUUAGAGACAAUGUGAGUUCUUGGAAAUCCAUUGGGCCUGGCAGCAUUGGUGUUGUACAAGGAAUUGGUUAUGAGGGAGAUGAAUGGGAUGGAUGCAUUUUUGUUGCAUUUUGUGGGGAGCAAGAAAGGUGGGUGGGGCCUGGUUCCCAUCUUGAAAUAGUGGAUAAGCUUAUUGUAGGGCAAAAGGUUAGGGUCAAGCUCAGUGUGAAGCAGCCAAGAUUUGGUUGGUCUGGUCAUAGCCACGUGAACAUUGGGACUGUAUCUGCAAUAGAUGCAGAUGGGAAGCUGAGAAUCUUUACUCCAGCUGGCUCAAAAGCUUGGAUGCUGGAUCCAUCAGAAGUGCAGGUGGUGGAGGAAGAGGAAAUUCAGAUUGGAGAUUGGGUUAGAGUUAAGGCAUCGGUUGCGAUCCCAACUUACCAGUGGGGAGAGGUGAACCAUUCAAGUAUAGGGGUGGUGCAUCGGAUGGAAGGUGGAGAGCUUUGGGUGGCAUUCUGCUUUUUGGACAGGUUGUGGCUUUGCAAGACCCAGGAAGUGGAGAGGGUGAGGCCAUUCAGAAUAGGGGACAAAGUGAAGAUCAGAGAAGGGUUGGUUACCCCACGGUGGGAUUGGGGGAUGGAGACGCACGCAAGCAAGGGACAUGUGGUAGGGGUAGAUGCAAACGGGAAGCUAAGGAUCAAGUUUCAAUGGAGAGAAGGGCGGCCUUGGGUUGGAGAUCCUGCUGACAUUGUUCUUGAUGAGAGUUCAUCCGACAUAACUGGUGCUUCAUGAAAGCUUCUCCUUGCCCUAAUGUUCUUUGCAGAUUGCUCCUCAUGUGGGCUUUUGGCCUCUCUGCCUGCUGUGAGCAUUGGAGGAAGCUGCUGCCGUGCUGCACCACAGUUAAAUGAAUUUGCCUGAAACUAUACCAAUAUUACUGUGGUUGCUGCAACAGUGGAAUUUAUCUAUUUUUGUUGAAGUGGAGAGAGUCGGAUGGAUAGCUAGAAAGAACAAGGGAGAUACUGGCUUCCUUGAUGUUAAUUACAGAAAAUACAGCAGCGGCAGCAGCAGCAGCAGCAGUGAGGACCGCAGGACAUUUGUAUUCCAUACAUAGCGUUGGUAGUUAUGAUGAUGAUCUUUUUUUUUUUUUUUUUCUUUUUCUUUUUUUUCAAUUAUUUUUUUAAAGUAUAUAUUUAUAAAUAUAUAUAUUUUUUCAACUUGAUAUUUUUAUCUGUACAAAUUGGACCUAUGAUAUUUUUAAUAAUUAUAUUUUCGAGCCAUUAUGUAGCUCUCUUAUAAUUA